Messenger RNA from Penicillium longicatenatum, 1848 nucleotides. RefSeq names its product E1 ubiquitin-activating protein ubaB. Bases 1 to 1848 code for a protein of 615 amino acids. Gene Ontology annotation, cellular component: SUMO activating enzyme complex; cytoplasm. The transcript has 10 exons. Gene Ontology annotation, biological process: protein sumoylation. Lineage: Eukaryota; Fungi; Ascomycota; Eurotiomycetes; Eurotiales; Aspergillaceae. Gene Ontology annotation, molecular function: SUMO activating enzyme activity. The record is from RefSeq and is a predicted model, not a curated record.
AUGGCGGAAAGCUCGAUCAAGCGUUCGCUAGGUGUUGACCUCACGCGCACCAUUCAAGAGGCGCGCGUGCUGCUGGUUGGCGCCGGCGGCAUUGGGUGCGAGCUCCUCAAAAACCUCGUCCUGACAGGCUUCGGUGAAAUUCACAUCAUCGACCUUGACACAAUCGACCUGAGCAACCUCAACCGCCAAUUCCUUUUCCGACAUGAACACAUUAAGAAGCCAAAGGCCCUGGUUGCGAAGGAGGUUGCGCAUAAGUUCCAGCCAAAGGCCAAGCUAGAGGCCUACCAUGCCAACGUCAUGGACAAGCGGUUCAACGUGGAGUGGUUUCAAUCAUUUAACCUUGUCUUCAAUGCGCUUGACAAUCUCGCUGCACGACGCCAUGUGAAUCACAUGUGCCUUGCCGCAGCUGUUCCCUUGAUUGAGAGUGGCACCACAGGCUUCAACGGCCAGGUGCAAGUCAUUGAGAAGGGAUUGACUGAGUGCUAUGAUUGCAACCCCAAAGAGACCCCCAAAGCGCAUCCUAUCUGCACAAUCCGCAGUUCGCCGACUCAACCAAUCCAUUGCAUCGUGUGGGGUAAAAGCUAUCUAUUGCCUGAGUUGUUUGGAGAUAGUGAGGACAGUCCAGAGGGCCUUGAUAAUUCAACAACCGCAGACAAUGCCGAUGAAAUCGCAAAAUUGAAGCAACAAGCGCAGCAGCUCCAAGAAAUCCGCGAUUCCAUGGGCUCUGAAGAGUUUCCACACAAGGUCUUUGACAAAGUAUUCAGGAUAGACAUUGAGGAACUGCGUGGAAUGGAAGGUAUGUGGAAAGAGCGCAAAGCACCCGAGGCUCUUGACUGGGACCAGCUCCAGGAGCAGUCCAAGUCCGUCGACCCUACAGUCGUCGACAUAGACCAGAGGGAAUGGACAGAGCCAGAAGCCUUUUACGUGUUCAAGGAUAGCCUGGACCGCUUGAGCAAGCGCCUUAAAGAGCUCCAGAAGACUGCAUCGUCCGAAGGCCCUACUCCAAUCAUAGAGUUUGACAAAGAUGAUAAUGACACAUUGGAUUUUGUGACCGCAACGGCUAUCCUGCGUGCUGCGAUAUUCGAUAUUGAACCUAAAUCUAAAUUUGAUACUAAGCAGAUGGCUGGCAACAUUAUCCCCGCCAUUGCCACUACAAAUGCCAUGACCGCUGGGCUCUGUGUGCUCCAGGCUUUCAAAGUACUCCAGGGUGAUCUCGCAAAUUCAAAGAUGGUUUUCCUCGAGAGAUCUGGAGCCCGCGCUAUCAACUCUGAUUCUUUGAACCCUCCAAGACCGGAUUGCGGCGUUUGUUCAGCGGUGCAUGGGCAGGUAAUUGUCGACCCUGAACAAGCAACCCUUAACGACAUCGUGGAGGGAGUACUUCGAUCAGAGUUAGGCUACGGCGAGGAGCUCUCCAUUCUCAAAGAGUCGGGUAUUAUAUACGAUCCCGAUCUUGAAGACAAUCUCCCCAAAAAAUUGUCGGAGCUCGGAAUCACAAAAGACUCGUGGAUCACUGUCGUCGAUGAGGAUGAUCAAGAUCAAGAUCCUCGCGUGAACUUGGAGCUUUUUAUCAUUGAAAAAACGGAACCAGCCGCUGAAGAGGUCAAGCCCGCCGUGCUGAAAAAGGUCGUGGACAUCCCACGUAAACCAAAACAAGCGACACAGCCCGCUUCCGAAGAUGCACUGACAAACGGUGCCUCUUCAACUGGCAAGCGAAAGCGGGAAGCUGAAGAUGAUGACCUGACGAAUGGACACGUCGCCAAAAAGGUCGCGGGCGAGUCAACGUCUAAUGGAAACAACAGCGAGCCCAUCAUUAUAGAAGACGAAGGUGCUAUCUUGAUCGACGACUAG